CUGACCUGCACUGAAGGAGCAGAAACACCAGAGCAUUGGACUUAACAUUGGAAUUAAUCCAGUUCUGAUGGAGACCUUGCGUUUGAACUGAAACACUUAGAUACACCAGAUUUAGAUUAUUUUCUGACAUUUUCUUUUAGAGGACAUCUUUAAAGAAGGCUAAAUAAUGCAGGCUAUCAGAGACCUCAAGCACAAUUUCAGCCUCCCUCCUCCUCCAUCCAUGCCCGGAGCCGGUGAUUCCUACCAUCAAGGCAACAUCCGAAUGACUCUGGAGGAUCCCGAGCUGUGGAGAUCCUUCCAUGAGAUCGGCACUGAGAUGAUCAUCACCAAACCUGGCAGAAGGAUGUUUCCACACUGCAAAAUCAGCUUGUCUGGACUGGUGCCGUAUGCAAAGUACAUCUUACUGGUGGACAUGGUACCAGAAGACGGUCUGAGAUAUAAGUGGAAUAAGGAUAAGUGGGAGGUUGCAGGUAAAGCUGAGCCCCAGCCGCCCUACAGGACGUACCUGCACCCGGAUUCACCAGCGCCCGGCAGCCACUGGAUGAAGCAGCCCGUGUCCUUCCUCAAGCUGAAGCUCACCAAUAACGCACUGGACCAGCAUGGACAUAUUAUCCUUCACUCUAUGCACCGCUACCAUCCACGUUUCCACAUUGUUCAGGCUGAUGAUCUGUACAGCGUCCGCUGGAGCGUCUUCCAAACCUUUACCUUCCCCGAGACCUCCUUUACUGCCGUCACUGCCUACCAGAACACUAAAAUUACAAAGCUGAAAAUUGACCACAAUCCCUUUGCCAAAGGAUUUAGAGAUGAGGGAACAAACUCUAAAAGGCGGGCAAACAGAAAUCUGCCUGAUCCCGAGCGAGUUGCAAAGAAAAUGUCGAAAGAGUCUGAACAUGGAAGCCCACGAGAUGUCCAGCCGUCAUCGUGUGAAGCUCUGGAUGAUGAGCAUGCGGGCCGUAAAGAGCUGGAGGUGAAGGCUGAGCGAUACUCCCCAUGGGGCGGAGCUUGCGACCGGGACAGCGGACACGCUCUCCGUCCAGAGUCCCCACUGGGAUCAGACCAUCGAGACGUGUACAGCUCCGAGCAGCUCGUUCCAGGACAGAACACAUACCAGCCGUACAGAUUUCACGAAUACGGCAAAUCCCCGUCUCCAUCUUCAUCUUCCAGCGUUGGCGGCAGCAGUGCAUGUGGAAGCGCGGGACGUCCCAGCUUUGAGUCCCGAGUCUUGGACGUGGCCACCGUGCCCGACACAGACAGCUCCAGCAAGCCCUCCUCCGCUCCAGAGUUCAGCCUCCCUCCGCAUCCCUCUGCAGGACACCAGGAGUACGCUGGAGUGCUAAACAUGGCCAUCACCCAGGCCAAACCAGGCAUGCUGGGAACUCAUCCGCUUUACAGCCACUACAGCACAGAACAGUCUCUGGGGCAGUGGAGCGGGGCAGCAGCAUCCCAAUACCCGCCUCCACCUCCGCCCCAUCAUCACCUUCCCACCGAAUACAGCAGCCAAGCUGUCCAUCAUGGCUAUCACCAUGGAAACGUUGGCGAUUGGAGCCAGUAUCCGCUUUUCUCAUACUCGUGCUGGUGAGCCGGACACCGAUUGAGAGACCAUUUUGAGGAUGCUUAUUUUUAAUUUUCUGCACGAUGAGGUCUGGAUGGUUUCUCAUGACCUGUAAAAUGGCACACGAAGUCGCCCGGUACUGAGUGUACCAAAAGUGAACACAAACUGUGAGAGGACGCACUAACUACACUUGCAAGAAGUAUCCUAAUUUUCUGACUGAGUUUCUAGUCUAAAUAUUGAUUAACUGUUAAAUUAAAUUGACAAGACAAAAAUAAAAAUGUUUUAGGAAAUCAUGAGUGAAAAUUGAGAGUUUUUAUUUAUAACUAGCUAAAUAUUUGGAUAGUGGGGUUAGUAAAAUAAUAUAGUUACACUUAUUAUUUAGAGUAAAAAUAUGCAUUUUAAUUUAAUCUUUUAUCCAUAUUUAGAUUUAUGUUUUAAUGUAAAAUUAAUCUGCCAGUGCAGAUUUAAAAACAAAAAAGUAUUUCAAUCUAAUAACGUAUUUUUAUUAUUAUUUUUACAUAAAUUAUUAUGUUAUUAUAGAUAAAUAAUUAUUAAAAUAAUUUAAUUUAUAAUAAAUAAAUAUUAUGUUAUUAUAAGUUUAAAAUUCAGUUUUUCCAUAUUUUAAAAUGAAACGAUAUUAAUUCACUAACACCACUGGCAGAUUAUUUAAGUAGUUUUAAAUUAAAAACUCACUAUUUUCACUUGCUAUUUCUGGACUUUCGUCUAAAAAAAAAGUGCAUGUUUGAUUAAAAAAUGUAUCGAUAUUUAGACUUAAAAACUCUCAAAAAAUAUAAAGAAAAAUUAAAAGUAAAAAAUGUGCUUAUUUUUUCAUUAUUAUCAAAUCACAAGGGGUUUUCCUUAAAACUAUCAACAAAACAACCCCACUUAAUUUCGCUUUUUAUUUAGUGAAAAAAAAAGCAUUUUAAUUUAAGAUUUUAUGGAUACUUAGAUUUAUGUUUUUUUAUGUCAAAAUCUGCCAGUGCAGUUUAAAA
Messenger RNA from Danio rerio (zebrafish), 2544 nucleotides. RefSeq names its product T-box transcription factor 16 (gene tbx16). Gene Ontology annotation, biological process: positive regulation of DNA-templated transcription; epithelium development; regulation of DNA-templated transcription. Gene Ontology annotation, cellular component: nucleus. The record is from RefSeq and is marked provisional. Gene Ontology annotation, molecular function: DNA-binding transcription factor activity; RNA polymerase II cis-regulatory region sequence-specific DNA binding; DNA binding. Lineage: Eukaryota; Metazoa; Chordata; Actinopteri; Cypriniformes; Danionidae.